AUGAAGCGAUACUUGCCGGUGGCCCGGCAACACUUCCUGGCGGCGGCGGCCAGCACCAGCGUGGUGGUGAAGGCCCUGUGCGGCACGGUGCUGGCGCUCUACUGCCUCUCCUUCCUGAUGGACACGGUACACGGUCUGGGAGUGACUCCUGGCUACCUCUUUCCCCCCAACUUCUGGCUUUGGACUUUGCUGACACACGCCGUGGUGGAGAGCCACAUCUGGGACGUAUGUAUUGGUCUGGGGGCCGUGGUGGCAGCCGGUCGGCUCCUGGAACCUCUCUGGGGAGCACUAGAACUCCUGGUCUUCUUCGCCGUUGUCAACGUGUCGGUGGGAAUUCUUGGAGGACUCUCUUAUCUUCUGACCUACGUGGCGACUUUCAAUCUGGAUUACUUAUUUACCGUGCGCAUUCACGGGAUGUCAAGUUUUCUCGGCGGAGUGUUGGUGGCCUUAAAACAGACCAUGGGAGACACGGUGGUGCUCAAGGUGCCACAAGUGCGGAUGAAAGAUGUUCCAAUGAUGGGUUUGAUACUUGUUGCGAUUUUGCGUUUGACGACAUUGCUAAGAAGCUCUUUGCCGGCAUCCUACGGGUAUGGUGUACUGUCCAGCUGGGUUUACCUGCGCUUCUAUCAAAAACAUAGCCGAGGCCGAGGGGACAUGUCUGACCAUUUCGCGUUCGCCACCUUCUUUCCCGAAAUCUUGCAGCCGCUCGUCUCGGUAGUGGCCAAUGUGAUUUACAGCGUGUUGGUGAAGAUCAGAAUAUGUAAGAAGACGGUCAAGCGAUACGAUGUUGGAGCACCGUCAUCCAUUACGAUAAGUCUGCCUGGCACCGACCCGCAGGAUGCAGAACGGCGAAGACAGUUGGCGUUGAAAGCUCUUAAUGAGCGGCUGAAACGUGUUGAAGACCAAGCAGCAUGGCCUAGUAUGGAUGAAGAUGACAAAGAUGAUUUGUCUGAAAUGCCUUUAUUUCCAGAAACCAGCAGGAGUGAUGGAGAUGAUUCUGGAGCAGCAGAACAAAGUGUGUUCCCAGGUCUUUCAUCAGGAUCUUAGAAGACCGUUAAUGAAUGACUUGUCCAAUUGGGCUGAAGUGAAAGAGGGUUUAAUGCUGCACAGAUAAGCAUCAGUACUUUAAACUAUUCAACUCCAGCACUUACAAUCUGUAUGGAAAAUAGAUUUGUCAGUAAAAGACUAUAAAUGCCCGUGCAGCUGUGAUGUUCAUAGCCGCAUUUCAGGAUUUGAUGUUUUCUAACUCUUACUGGUGGCUGAACAGUUAGAGGUGGCAUUUGAACUGGUGUUGAAUUAGAUACAAUCUUUGCUGUUAGUUCUUAAAAUAUAUUAAUUUACAGUUUUAUUUUGAAGUGUCCUUUUCUGAUUAGAAGGAGCAGAUACUAAUGGUAUAAUUGCAAUGGUGGCUAGGAGAGGAGGGCAGGGGUAAAAGGAGCUAUGUUAUCAUUGAGAUCAAAAGGAAUGGAGCAAAUCCACAGCUUUGGCCCCAGAUUGUCUUUGUGCCAAAAAAAAAAGUGUAUCCCUCUAGUUUGGAGCAGCUUGCUACCUGUGGGGAAAAAUACAGGUAUCUUGUGGCACUAGUUUUCCAACUCUGGAGCUCUGUUAUUGGAUUGGAUUCACCUUUUGCAGUUUUAUUUUCACACUUUUUCUGCUUUCAUGUUUUGCAAGACUAGUAACAUUCCAGCAUACAUUUUGCUAUAAUAGCGAACAUGUAUUUUGGUCAUGUAAGGUAGUUUGUUUCUCCUUAGAACCCCUUAUUUGUUUAUUGAGUUUCCUUUUCUGCCAUCAUUUUCUCUUCUGUUAUCUUUAACAAUAUGUUCCUAAGUAAAAAUUGCUUUAAAUGGAUUUUCCCUGGGGAGCAAAAUUGUGCCUCCCCCUUUGCGCCUCACCAUUUGAUAUGUUUGAAAAUCGCCUAAUAAAAGGGCUAGCUAAUUGUUGGUGUUGGUUCUGAAAUUUCUGCAUUAAAUUCUAAAAGCAAUUGUUAUGUAUAUCUGGAGCUACACUGAUUUAGUGUAUAGUAUUCUGAAUCCUCUAAUUGUAAAAAGGAUCGUGGAAGUUUCUGGAAACUCAUACAAACUUAUUGACAAAGGUCUUUUAACAAGAUAAAGUUCCUUAUUUUUGUUACCUGUGUAUAUAUAAAAAAAACUUGCAUCUCGUAUUGAAAUGGGUCAGCAAGUUAUGGCCAAUCCAAAGGUUCAUCCAGGGGUGGUUUGACUAGCAAACAAUUUCACAAAUUUCAAUAAAGCUCCUGUAAUGACAGAUGCUGAGAUCUCUAUGAAGUAGAUUAUGGUCAAUACAAAAAAUGUAUUGGUUUUGCAGAGCCCCCAUUUAAGUGUUGACAAAGCCACCUCGUCCAGUCCAGUACUUUCUAUAACAUGAACGUACACUGGUAGAUUUCUGCAUCCUGCUGCUGUACCAGCAGCAUCCUAACUUUAUCUAUAUUUGAUAAUCAUCGUGGCAAAUCAGUUGGAAGUAGUUAUCAUUUUUAAUACAUUUAAAUGUGCAAGAUACUUUAAUGUAAGAUUCUUAACGAACCAGUAUUAGUUUCAUCUAAGUGAUUUAAUGUUUUAUUUCCGUUUUCUGCAGGUGAAUUGACAUUACCUUAAUGUUGUGCUUUUUAAUCAGAGUAGCAUUUAUUAAAAAAACACUGCUCUUGCCUGCUGGGUUUCACUUAAAUUGAAGGUUUCUUUUUAUUCAAGUGUAUCAUCAUGUAGGUCAGUCCAAUAAACUUUGCAGUCUUGUGUUCA
Hypanus sabinus (Atlantic stingray) is the source of this 2750-nucleotide messenger RNA. RefSeq names its product transmembrane protein 115 (gene tmem115). The transcript is spliced from 2 exons. Lineage: Eukaryota; Metazoa; Chordata; Chondrichthyes; Myliobatiformes; Dasyatidae. Gene Ontology annotation, cellular component: Golgi apparatus; membrane. Bases 1 to 1047 code for a protein of 348 amino acids. The record is from RefSeq and is a predicted model, not a curated record. Gene Ontology annotation, biological process: retrograde vesicle-mediated transport, Golgi to endoplasmic reticulum.